This is a messenger RNA of Siniperca chuatsi (mandarin fish), 2025 nucleotides long. RefSeq names its product testis expressed 261 (gene tex261). Gene Ontology annotation, molecular function: COPII receptor activity. The transcript has 6 exons. The record is from RefSeq and is a predicted model, not a curated record. Bases 138 to 728 code for a protein of 196 amino acids. NCBI's taxonomy places the organism in Eukaryota, Metazoa, Chordata, Actinopteri, Centrarchiformes, Sinipercidae. Gene Ontology annotation, biological process: endoplasmic reticulum to Golgi vesicle-mediated transport. Gene Ontology annotation, cellular component: Golgi membrane; COPII-coated ER to Golgi transport vesicle; endoplasmic reticulum membrane.
UCUUUUCUGCUCUCCUCAGCCUGUGCUGAAAACACGGGGGGAGGAGCUUUGACCGGUUCUCCAGAGCUAGUUAGCAGCCAGCUAGCCUAUUUCUGUAUUAUUUUCAUAUUUAUGUGUGUUGUUUCAUAUGCAGAGAGAUGUGGUUUAUUUAUUUACUCAGCUGGCUGUCGUUGGUGAUCCAGAUAUCCUUCGUCACUCUAGCAAUAGCUGCUGGCCUGUAUUACUUGGCAGAACUAAUAGAAGAAUACACAGUAGCCACCAGUCGAAUAAUAAAGUACAUGAUAAUGUUCUCGACAGGUGUGCUGGCUGGUCUCUAUGUUUUUGAAGGCUUCCCAGUGUUAAUGGUGGGAGUCGGCCUCUUCACCAACCUGGUGUACUUCGGCCUCCUGCAGACUUUCCCCUACAUACUGCUGAGCUCCCCAAACUUCAUCCUCUCCUGCGUGUUGGUGGUGGUGAACCAUUAUAUGGCCUUCCAGUACUUUGCACAAGAGUAUUAUCCAUUCUCAGAGGUGCUGGCAUACUUCACCAUCUGCCUGUGGGUGAUCCCCUUUGCCUUCUUUGUUUCACUGUCAGCGGGGGAAAAUGUGCUUCCGUCUACCAUGCAACAAGGAGAUGAUGUGGUGUCUAAUUACUUCACCAAGGGCAAAAGGGGGAAGAGGUCUGGGAUCCUCCUCGUGUUCUCUUUCCUCAAGGAGGCAGUGCUGCCCAGCCGACAGAAAAUGUACUGAGGACCUUGGACUCGGGGUGCAGCCUCAGAGGUCGGGGGUCUGUGAGUGUGUGUAUGUGUUGGAGAUUAAGGGGAGGAAGGAAGGAAGGACUAAGGAAAUUUGUUUCUUGAUGGGACUAAAACGAAGCAGUGGCCAAAGUGGGAGAAGAGCACACGAAGAGGACGGACCAAUGAACAGAACAGAGCUUCCUGCUGGACGAGUCCACGAGUUUACACAGGCCACGUUCGUCUUUCUUUGUUUUUCUGUCUGUCUGUACUGUCAACAACAUCUACUAGAGACCUCACUAAGGGGAUCUUGUCUGUAGCGCAACGCUUUAGAGUCAUGUUGGACUCCUCCAUUUUUUAAGCUUUGGUAUUAAAAUAUAUAUGCGCAGGGUCUGAAAUUAACAGCCACCAAAUACCAGUACAUUUUGACUUUGGCAGAUAAAUCAUUAUCAAUUUUCUUCUUGAGAUGACAUCUGCUGUCAUUUCUGUGUUGUAGGUCUCACACUUCAUCUGAUUCAAUACACUAAGCACUAGCAUUGAAGACAGGUUAGGAGACAAAAUAUGAUUAGUAAAAACUUUUUGUCUCCUAAGAUGAUGGUUGAUUAAAAAUCAGACAGCGUAAAAAUACUUUCUGGCUAAAUCCUGAUGUCCAAGCUUAGAUUUUGGUGUGAAGUGAUCCUAGAAAGGAUAAAAGUGUUUCAGUGAAGGAAAAAUUCCACAGGUCGCCACAGAAUCGCUUAUUAAGAUAACAUAAGAAAUUAAAUAAGAAAGGGCAGUCUGAAGUUAAGUUUUAAGGAAUCAUCUUCUGAUUUAUGAAGGUGUGACAUUGUAUAAAUACUCUCUGCCCUCCCACUCUGGAUUAUUUACAUGUGGCCACAAAAACGAUGCACUUUUUCUUUUCUUUUCUUUUUUUCUUGACUUGCAUCUACACUUCAUUAAUCACCAGCGCUGUAGUCUGCAACAGUUUUUAAUUCACAGUAAUAACAAACUGAUUUUUGUACAUUGAUCAUUGAGUUAACCUGACAUCAAAGACAAAUGAAAACACUUAUGAUCGAUUCUCUGCAGUGACAAAAGCUGCUCAAAGUGGUUUGAUGAAAGUACUAUUAAAGAGGCCGAAAUUCCUUUUACCAGUUACUGAGUGCGGUUCAUCGUAGGCUGGUAUGCACACACCUGUAUAAUACAAUAAAAGAGAUUUUGUUAAAAUAACUCACAAAUUAAAUGGUUCUUUUCACAGGUUGGGUCAUAAGGGCAUAAAGGCAAAAACAGAUGUACUGAUCCUCGUCAUGUCCAAUUAAAUCAGGUUAAUUCACCCA